This is a messenger RNA of Emiliania huxleyi CCMP1516, 222 nucleotides long. RefSeq lists its product as hypothetical. The annotation marks the transcript as partial. The transcript has a single exon. NCBI's taxonomy places the organism in Eukaryota, Haptophyta, Isochrysidales, Noelaerhabdaceae. The record is from RefSeq and is a predicted model, not a curated record.
CGGCGCAAAAAGGACCCUGACGCGCCGGCGGGCAAGAAGUCAGCGUACUGUUUCUGGGCGAUUGAUCAGAGAAAGGCACCCGAGUACGCGAGCAUGUCGUUCGGCGAGCGCGAGAAACUGAUUGCCGCACGCUGGAAGACGGUUGCGGAGGGCGACAAGACGCCGUUCCACGAGCUGGCCAAGAAGGACUCGGCGCGGCACGCCGAUGAGAUCCAGCGCUAC